ACGAGAAUGGGAAGCAUAUAGUCAAGCUCAGGAGGUGAUCACCAAAACUUUCACGAAGCCAGAUUGUUCCACACCUCUAUCUUCAAACCCGCAGGGCAACAUGGCGACGACGUGUUCCGACAAGUACAUCAUUCAUCGUGGACUGCUGCUGCCCAAAGAGACGCACACGGAAGAGAGUUUGAGAUUUGCGGCGGAGUUUGAGUUCAAGAACGAUGACGUUUUAAUCGUCACCUACCCCAAAUCAGGCACAACGUGGAUGCAGGAGAUAAUUCCAUUGCUGCUGAAUGGGGGGGACCUGACACCAGUCACGACCAUUCCCAACUGGGAUAGGGUUCCCUGGUUUGAGGAGACGAGAUUGGCCCUGGUUUUGGACAAAUUGAAGUCUCCGCGGGUGAUGGUCUCUCAUCUUCCUUACAACCUUAUGCCCAGCUCUCUUAGCAGCUCCAAAGCCAAGGUCAUCUACGUGACACGGAACCCCAAAGACGCAAUGGUGUCAUCGUUCCACUUCCACAAGAUGGCCAAUUUCCUUGAUGAUCCUGGGAACUUCCAGGAGUUCAUGGACAAGUUUCUCACAGGCCAAGUUAUGUUUGGAAAAUGGACGGACCACGUCAAGAGCUGGAAACAUGCAGAUCUGGGAGACAGAAUACUGUAUACCACGUAUGAAGCCAUGGUGGAGAAUUUACCUGGAAGUCUGGGGGAAUUUUCCACUUUCCUCUGCAACAACCUCAGCGAAAAGACCUUGCUGGGGAUAGCCGAUCAUUGCUGCUUCAAAAACAUGAGCAAAAACCCCAUGUCCAAUUACUCACUGGUCCCAAAGGAGUUCAUGGACCCUAGCAAGUCUCAAUUUCUCAGAAAAGGCAUUAGUGGAGACUGGAAAAACCAUUUCAGCCCAGAGCAGGAUCUCAAGUUCUCAGCUUGCAUCAGUGAGGAAAUGAAAGGAGAGAACCUUUGUUUUCCCUGGUGUGGAUAAAUGAUCCAUGGCGCACACAAAGAGAUCCAGCUGCUUCUCUUCUCCAGAGGUUUUGGAUCAACAGUUUGAAAAAGAAUACUAAACAGAACUUGAGCCCUUAAUAGUGAUACGAAUUAACGAUACGUGACAAAUGAGCCGUCGUUUUUUGUUCAGGUAAAUCAUGAGAAAAAAACUUUAAUCAAUUCAGGUCCUUUCGAGUCCUGUGAUUCUUUACAAUUUGUAAAUGUAAUAAUCUUCCUACUGUGCUUUCAUUUUGUAUUUUUCUGUUGUAGCCACCUCAUAUAUGGUAUACCUAUCUGUGAUUUUUUAACUAGCCUGCAACCAGUCAAAUAUGUUAGCUCAAGUUUGAAUUGCUUGGGCAGAUGUACGAAACUACCAAAUGCUGAUCUACCAAUAUGAUCUCUUUCAAUGUCUGAGACGAUACAUUUAUGUUGCAUAUAUUUUAUAGCGAAAUAGAAGUGCAUCUUUUAUACUCAAAAAGUAUAUUAAUGUGGUGAUAACUGUAAACAUAUUCUAACACAAUUUGCUCAAGGUUUACAGUGAAAGCACAAAGAUAUCAAUGUAUGUGUGUGUGUUUGUGAUGGAUCUUAAAGGUAUUUUAUGUAAGAGGUACUUAAUAAACUGAGCAAAUCACAAUUUAUUCACCAUUGAAUGAUGUAGAAAUGCUAUAAUCAAAUCCAAGAACCAAAAUAUCUGUAUGUUGAAUGAAAGCCGCUGACUGAUGAGUGUUGUGCUGGGAGAGGCAGGUUAUUUGUUUAAAUAAAUACUAAUUUCUA
Molecule: messenger RNA, 1746 nt
Organism: Gadus morhua (Atlantic cod)
Lineage: Eukaryota; Metazoa; Chordata; Actinopteri; Gadiformes; Gadidae
Gene: sult2st3
Product: sulfotransferase family 2, cytosolic sulfotransferase 3
Exons: 6
Coding region: 101-970 (289 amino acids)
Molecular function (GO): sulfotransferase activity
Source: RefSeq, a predicted model, not a curated record